AUGGCACGGCCUCCCGGGCUCUGCCUGCUGGUCCUGCUGGGGCUGGGGACGGGGACGGGGGGCUCACCCGCCUGCUGGGACCCCCGGGGCCAGCCCCGCCGCUGCAUGCCCGUCUUUGAGAACGCCGCCUUCGGCCGUGCCGCCCAGGCCACCAACACGUGCGGUUCCCCCCCCGAGGACUACUGCCAGCAGAUGGGUGCCCGCCAUGCCAGCGCCCUGUGCCACCGCUGCGAUGCCACCGACCCCCGGCUCCACCACAACGCCUCCUUCCUCACCGACUUCCACAGCCAGGAGGAGAGCACUUGGUGGCAGAGCCAGUCCAUGGCCUUUGGCAUCCAGCACCCCAACUCCGUCAACAUCACCCUCCACCUGGGCAAAGCCUACGAGAUCACCUACGUGCGGUUGAAGUUUCACACCAGCCGCCCUGAGAGUUUCGCCAUCUACAAGCGCAGCCACGCCGAGGGGCCCUGGGUGCCCUUCCAGUACUACAGCGCGUCCUGCGAGAAGACCUACGGGAAGCGGCAGCGGCACUACCUGCGGCCGGGGGAGGACGAGCAAGUGGCCUUCUGCACCGACGAAUUCAGUGACAUCUCCCCGUUGAGCGGGGGCAACGUCGCCUUCUCCACCCUCGAGGGACGGCCCAGCGCCUACAAUUUUGACGGGAGCCCCGCGCUGCAGGAGUGGGUGACUGUCACCGACCUGCUCAUCUCCUUGAACCGGCUCAACACGUUCGGGGACGACAUCUUCAAGGACCCCAAAGUGCUGCAGUCGUACUACUACGCUAUCUCUGACUUCUCCGUCGGCGGCAGCCUGGGCACCGUCCCGCUGCCGGCUGGGGCCCGCGCCACCGCCGAGGCUGCCAACGAGUGUCUCCCUUGCAACUGCAGCGGCCGCUCAGAGGAGUUUUUUUCCCGGGCGUCCUCCCGCCCGCGCGGCCCCGGGGGCCCCUGGCGCAACUGCCGCGACAACACGGCCGGUCCCCACUGCGAGCGUUGCCAACAGAACCACUAUCGCUGGGAGCAGCAGGCAGCCUGCCAGCCCUGCCACUGCCACCCCGCAGGUUCUCUGCAGCCCCAGUGUGACAGUUCGGGGACAUGCCUCUGCAAAGCCAAUGUGACGGGCUGGAAGUGCGAGCGCUGUAAGGAUGGCUACCACAGCCUCAGCGAAGGGGGCUGCAGACCCUGCGCCUGCGACCCCGCGGGCAGCGUGGGCAUCUGUGACCCCAACACGGGGCAUUGCACCUGCAAGGAGAGGGUGGAGGGGCACUUGUGCAACAGGUGCCAGCCAGGCUGGUUUAACCUGCAGCCCCACAACCCUGCUGGCUGCCCCAGCUGCUUCUGCUACGGCCACUCCACCGCCUGCACGGCAGCAGAUGGCUACGAGGUGACCCACGUCCGCUCCGACUUCAGCCAAGGGCUGGAGGGAUGGGCUGCCGCUGCUCCGGGCACCGUGGACCUGCCUCUGCGCUGCGCUGACGGGGAGAUCGUCACCGAAUGGGAUGGAGAGGAGACAGUGGAUUUUCUUGCACCAGAGAAGUUUCUGCAGAACCAGCGCCUCAGUUACGGGCAGCUCUUGUCCCUGCUGCUGGGAGCAGAUGGGAACGGGACGGGGAUGGAGACUGGGGUGCCCCCGCUCCGGGUCCAGCUGGUGCUGGAGGGUGAGGGGAUGGAGAUCACCAUGUCCAGCAGCGAGAGCCAGCCCCAGCGCGGAAAGCUGGCUGUCACCUUCAGGCUGCACGAGGCAGAGGAGGGUGCAGAACCUCUGCUGUCGGCCUUCAGCUUCCAGCGCCUGCUCUCCAACCUGACCGCCCUCCGCCUCCGUGUGAGCCAUGGCUCCAUGCAAGGCAGGCUGUCCCUGAGCAAGGUCCAGCUCACGUCCGCUCGCCCCGGGCCGGGGGCACGGGCGGGCUGGGUGGAGGAGUGCACAUGUCCCCCGGGCUACGCCGGGCAGUUCUGCCAGUCCUGCGCGCCCGGCUUCAAGCGGGAGAUCCCCUUUGGUGGCCCCUUCGUCAGCUGCGUGCCCUGCGCCUGCAACCAGCACGGGGACUGCCACCCCCUCACAGGACACUGCCAGUGCUUGCACAAUACAGAAGGUCCCUCCUGCGAGCGCUGCAGCCCCGGGUUUUACGGCAACCCCUUUGUAGGGCGCUUCGAUGACUGCAAGCCGUGCCCCUGCCCCGGCCGCUCGCCCUGCACCGAGAUGCCCGGCAGCGGGGAGGUGGUCUGCACCCACUGCCCCCCGGGGCAGAGAGGAAAACGCUGUGAGCUCUGCGACGAUGGGUUUUUCGGGGACCCCUUGGGGCAGAGGGGCCCCGUGCAUCCCUGCAUCCCCUGCCAGUGUCACGGGAACGUGGAUCUCAACGCCGUGGGAAACUGCGACCCCGUGUCCGGCCGGUGCCUGCGCUGCCUCUACAACACAACGGGCGAGCACUGCGAGAGGUGUCGGCCGGGCUUCUACGGGGACGCUCGGGCUCCUGAACCCGCUGGGAAGUGUGCACCUUGUGAUUGCAACCCCGACGGCUCAGCCCCGGGGCAGGAGGGCUGCGAUCCCGGCACGGGCCAGUGCCACUGCCUCCCACACGUGAUGGGCAGAGCCUGCGGGCUCUGCCAGCCCGGCUACUACGGCCUGCAGCCUGCCGUGGGGUGCAGGAGCUGUGAGUGCCACCCAACGGGGUCACAGGAGAGUGGGUGCCACGCGCUGACGGGGCAGUGCUCCCGUGCCAGCAAGGCCAGCCGGGCCACCGGCUGCUCCGGCGAUGGACUCCCCAAGACUUGCAUCCUGCUGUCGGAGAUCGGGACCACGCUGCAGUCGGCACAGCGGGAGAUCCUGCACGCUGCGGACACCCUGGCUACCACGGAGAUUCCCCAGGAAAUCCCUCAGCAGCCCACAAACUGGAGCCGCUGGGCACUGGAGGCACGGGCACUGGCUGAGAGCCACAAGGACACCAUGGUGCAGGUGGAGGCAGCGGUCGGGAGAGCCCUGCGUGCCUCCAACGCCAGCUCCCAGCUCCUGCGGAGUCUACUGGAGGGGAAUGCGACGCGGGAUGCGCAGCGUGAGCUGGAGACAGGGUACGAGGAAAUCCAGCGGGCGCGGGAGGAGCUGGGCACUGGCGUGGCAGAGGUGGCAGCGGAGGCCAGGAGAGCUUUCGCAGUCGUGCAGCAGGCAAACGCAGACAUGGCCGAGAAACUUCUGCAGGUGGCUGCACUGGGGCAGCAGGCGCUGCCGGUGCAGGCGGGGGGGGCGGGGCACGAGCAGGCAGCAGAGGCGCAGGAGCCGUCAGCUCGGCAGGCUGUCGACGCGUCCCGUGCUCUGGCAGCCGGAUUGCGCCAGGAGCUGCAGAGGACUCGCGGUUUCGAGCAGCUGCGGGACCGGGCUGGCUCUGCCCAUGGCACGGCCACCUCAGCCGUCUCACAUGGAAAAACCGUGCUCUCCGACGCAGAGUCCCUCCUGGCCAGCUUGGAAGGCAUGAAGAAGGUGCUGGGGCAUCGGAAGGGCCAGACUGCCCUGAGCAGGAGGAUGGCACUUGUGCGGGACCGGGUGAUGGUGGAGGCCCAGAGGAAGAUUAAACAGGCAGAGAAAACACUGGGAAACUCCUUGUCCAUCUCCACCGCAGCCCGGAGGAUGGCUGGAGAGGCUGAGCAAGUCUCUGGGGAGAGCGCCAAGAGGGCACAGGCUGUGCUGCAGGAGAGUAAGCAGGUCCGCAAGCAUGCCCGCCAGCUCGCCUCACGUGCCAACGAGACCCAGCGGCAGCUCUCCCGGCAGGAGCACGUGGCUGAGAAGCUCAGGGGGGACCUGGAGGACGCACACCAGGUGGGGACAGAAGUGAGUGAGAUGGCAAAAAGUCUCCAGGAAGCCCGGGGCUCGCUCAUCUCGGACAUUGAGACCCUGAACGACCUGCUGAGCAGCCUAGGCAACCUGGAGCAGGAUGUGCAGGCGGAGGCGGUGCUGAGCGCCGGGCGGCUNNGGGUGGAGCGGCUGUGGCUGCGCCUGGCCACACCGGGUGCCCUGGCCGGCCAGCUCAGCCUGCUGCAGCAAGAGGCAGCACGGCAGCAGGAGAAGAUCCAGGCAUUUGAGAGCGACUUGGCCGAGAUCCGGGCUGACAAGCAGAAUCUGGAGGACAUUUUGCGAAGCCUCCCUGAGGGCUGCUCGAAGUGA
This is a messenger RNA of Charadrius vociferus (killdeer), 4155 nucleotides long. It is a transcript of the gene LAMC3, whose product is annotated as laminin, gamma 3. NCBI's taxonomy places the organism in Eukaryota, Metazoa, Chordata, Aves, Charadriiformes, Charadriidae. The record is from RefSeq and is a predicted model, not a curated record.